AUGGCGGGCGCGGGGGACGCGGGGCGGGCGCGGGCCGCCGUGGCGCGGCUCUCGGACGCCGUGGGCGAGCGGCGGCGGCGGCUGGGCACGGCGAUGCAGGACGCGCGGCGGCAGCGGCGGCUGCUGCUGGUCAUCGUGUGCGUGGCGCUGCUGCUGGACAACAUGCUCUACAUGGUCAUCGUGCCCAUCAUCCCCAACUACAUCGCGGUGAUGCGCGGCGGGGGGGGCGCCGCGCCCGCCGCCGCCGCGAGGGGCAACGAGAGCGGCGGCGGCAACCGGAGCCGCCUCUUCGCGCGGUACCCGGCGGCGGCGGCGGCGGCGGGCAACGAGGACGUGCAGAUCGGGGUGCUCUUCGCCUCCAAGGCCAUCCUGCAGCUGCUGGUGAACCCUCUCAGCGGCACCUUCAUCGACCGCGUGGGCUACGACGUGCCGCUGCUCAUCGGCCUGGCCGUCAUGUUCCUCUCCACGGCCACCUUCGCCUUCGCGGAGAACUACGCGACGCUGUUCGCGGCGCGCAGCCUGCAGGGGCUGGGCUCGGCCUUCGCCGACACGGCGGGCAUCGCCAUGAUCGCCGACCGCUACGCCGAGGAGCCGGCGCGCAGCCGCGCCCUGGGCACGGCGCUGGCCUUCAUCUCCUUCGGCAGCCUGGCGGCGCCGCCCUUCGGCGGCGUCCUCUACGAGUUCGCCGGCAAGCGGGUGCCCUUCCUGGUGCUGGCCUGCGUCUGCCUCCUCGACGGGCUGCUGCUGCUCGUCCUGGUGCCGCCCUGCGCCGGCGGGGCGCGGGCCAACAUGCCCGUCGGCACCCCCAUCCACCGCCUCAUGGCCGACCCCUACAUCGCCGUGGUGGCCGGCGCCCUCACCACCUGCAACAUCCCCCUCGCCUUCCUGGAGCCCACCAUUGCCAACUGGAUGAAGGAGUCCAUGGGGGCCACGGAGUGGGAGAUGGGCCUCACCUGGCUGCCCGCCUUCUUCCCCCACGUGCUGGGUGUCUACGUCACCGUCCGGCUGGCUGCCAAGUACCCCCACCUCCAGUGGUUUUACGGGGCCCUCGGCAUGGCCAUCAUUGGCGCUAGCUCCUGUGUGGUGCCAGCCUGUAGGAAUUUCGGGCAGGUCGUUAUCCCCCUUUGUGGCAUCUGCUUCGGGAUCGCCCUGGUGGACACAGCCCUGCUGCCCACCCUGGCCUUCCUGGUGGAUGUACGCCACGUAUCUGUCUAUGGCAGCAUCUACGCCAUCGCAGACAUCUCCUACUCCGUGGCAUAUGCCCUGGGGCCCAUCGUGGCUGGCCAGAUCGUGCACACCAUGGGCUUUGUGCAGCUUAACCUAGGAAUGGGUCUCGCCAAUGUGCUUUAUGCCCCUGUUCUCCUCUUCCUCAAAAAUGUCUGCCAGAUGAAGCCCUCCCACUCGGAGAGGAACAUCCUCCUGGAAGAAGCACCUAAAGGACUCUAUGACACCAUUAAAAUGGAGGAGUGCAAAGGCAAGGGCAAAGGCCUCCAUGCGGCAGGUGAAACAGAGGAGAACAAUGUGGACUCUUACCACAGAGACCUGACAGGGGCGUCUGAGGAGGACUGUUCAGAUUAUGAAUACAGUUAGGUUACUCCGAGCUGUCCACCUCCCGGUAACAAGAAGUGGCAUGUGGAAGGGAGGAAAAAGGGGAUGAAAGUGUUAUUGCCAUACAUUUAUGUACCAAUGUGCAAUAUAUACAUUUUAACCUUUGUCAUGAUAUAAUGGCUUUCUCCUAGACUUAUUUUUAAUCUGUAUUUCCUUCAGCAUUCUGGCAAGGUGGGUGGGGGCAGGGAUUCAAUCCCAAAGAAGAUUAUCUGAGUGAUCAUUGGCAUAAAUCUGUGGUGGUCCUUCCAAAAAAACAAAACCAAAACCCAACCUCAUAGCUGAGAUCUAAUUGUGCAAAGUUUUCUUGAGCUCAAACUGUGUGAGACAUACUGUAUAUCUCUGUAAAAAUAUAAGAAAAGCAAAAAAGUCUGUGUAAUAAAUUUCAAACAGCAUAUUCAAGGACUUAAUAAAUCUUGUGUACAUAUACUUAGAUUUCAGUUGUUUUCAUGUAUUUAAGAAGAGCAACAACUAUCACAACGUGUUAUUCUUCUCUGGGAAUAAACUGAAGCAUUGUACUCAU
Molecule: messenger RNA, 2128 nt
Organism: Rhea pennata
Lineage: Eukaryota; Metazoa; Chordata; Aves; Rheiformes; Rheidae
Gene: SLC18A3
Product: solute carrier family 18 member A3
Exons: 1
Coding region: 1-1590 (529 amino acids)
Biological process (GO): transmembrane transport; chemical synaptic transmission; xenobiotic transport
Cellular component (GO): AP-1 adaptor complex; terminal bouton; membrane
Molecular function (GO): xenobiotic transmembrane transporter activity; acetylcholine transmembrane transporter activity
Source: RefSeq, a predicted model, not a curated record